This is a messenger RNA of Perkinsus marinus ATCC 50983, 3121 nucleotides long. RefSeq names its product WAG22 antigen precursor, putative. The record is from RefSeq and is a predicted model, not a curated record. Gene Ontology annotation, biological process: post-transcriptional tethering of RNA polymerase II gene DNA at nuclear periphery; RNA export from nucleus; protein import into nucleus. NCBI's taxonomy places the organism in Eukaryota, Perkinsozoa, Perkinsida, Perkinsidae. The transcript is spliced from 15 exons. Bases 1 to 3120 code for a protein of 1039 amino acids. Gene Ontology annotation, molecular function: structural constituent of nuclear pore. Gene Ontology annotation, cellular component: nuclear pore; nuclear pore cytoplasmic filaments.
AUGCAGCGUUUUGUAUUCCCUGCAUUCCCCUUCCCUAGCAUGUUCGGAGGGGGAGGAGGCGGACUAUUUGGACAACAGCAGAGCUCACAAGCCGGUGGUCUCUUCGGCGGUGGCGGUCAGCCAGCUGGAGGUGGCCUCUUUGGUGGUCAACAGCAGCAACAACAGGGUGGAGGUCUCUUUGGUAGCAGUCCUCAGCAGACAGCACAGGGGGGCGGCCUAUUUGGUGGAGGCGGCGGCUUUGGCCAACAACAGCAACGACCAGCUGGUGGUCUUUUCGGAAGUGGUGCUUUCGGCCAACAGUCCUCUGGGGGUGGUCUCUUCGGAGGAGGAGGAGGGGCCUUUGGGCAGCAGCAGCAGCAGCAGAACACUGGUGGAGGUCUCUUCGGACAACAACAACUAGCAGCAGCAGGUGGCGGCAUGUUCGGCCAGCAACAGAGCAGCGCUGGUGGUGGCCUCUUCGGUGGUGGUGGUACCGCCUUCGGAGGAGGAGGGGGCCAAGCAGCGGGCACCUCUCAAGUCAAGUACCAACAGGUCAUCGACCACGACUCACGUCUGAAGCUCGUGUCGAUAACCGCAAUGGACGCCUACAAGGGCAAGUCGUUCGAAGAGUUACGGUAUGAGGACUAUGCCCAGGGUCGAGGGCCAGCCGGGGCCGCUGGGGCUGCUACUGGCAUGCAGCAGCAGCCUACAAGUGGUGGCUUGUUCGGUGGUCAACAGCAGCAGCAGCAAUCUAGUGGCGGCCUCUUUGGAGGAGGGGGAGGAGGAGCCUUUGGGCAACCCCAACAGCAGAGUGGUAGUAACUCUCGGGUCCGUGGUGGCCUCUUCGGUGGUGGUAUGCAGCAACAAAGCCAAGGAGGUCUCUUUGGACAAACACAGCAGAACACCGGAGGUGGUCUCUUUGGUGGUGGUGGUGGUGGUGGUGGUGGCCUCUUCGGUGGAGGUCAGCAAAGUUCGAGCCAAGGCGGUCUCUUCGGCGGCGGCGGUGGUGGUGGUCUCUUUGGUCAACAACAGUCCUCAUCUCAAGGAGGUCUCUUUGGUGGUGGUGGCAGCGGCCUCUUCGGUGGUCAGCAGCAACAGAGUAGUCAAGGAGGCCUCUUCGGAGGGGGUGGAGGCGGAGGCUUGUUUGGCCAACAGCAGUCCUCACAAGGUGGUGGUCUCUUUGGUCAGCAGCAGUCGAGCCAGGGAGGUGGCCUCUUCGGUGGUGGUGGUGGUCUCUUUGGACAACAGUCCUCGGGUGGUGGUCUAUUCGGAAGUACCCAGUCUAGUGGCGGUGGAGGCCUAUUUGGGUCUUCACCUAAUCCAGGAGGAGGUCUCUUCGGAGGUGGCGGCCAACAGUCCUCUGGUGGUGGCCUCUUCGGUGGUGGGCAGCAGUCAGCCGGCGGAGGUCUCUUCGGCGGAGGCCAACAGCAGUCAGCUGGUGGUGGUGGUCUUUUUGGCAGCGCUCAGAGUAGCAGUGGUGGUGGCCUAUUCGGAGGCGGUGGUGGUGGCCUAUUCGGCGGCGGACAGUCCUCGGGGGGUGGACUCUUCGGUGGAGGUCAACAGUCGUCUUCAGGCGGUGGCCUCUUCGGCGGCGGAGGAGGAGGCCUUUUUGGUGGGCAACAGAGUAGCAGUGGUGGAGGCCUCUUUGGUGGAGGUGGCGGUGGCGGCCUCUUCGGCAACAAACCAGCCUCUGGGGGCGGCCUUUUCGGCAAUACGGCGUCCUCAGGAGGAGGCUUGUUUGGUCAGUCCUCUAGCGGUGGUGGUCUUUUCGGUGGUGGUGGUGGUGGUGGAGGCGGUCUCUUUGGUAGUUCAACUUCAUCGUCUGGCGGUGGCCUCUUCGGUGGUGCCGCUGGAGGUGGUCUCUUUGGUGGCAGUACGAGCACUGGUGGAGGCCUAUUUGGCUCCUCUCAACCCCAAGGGGGUGGUGGCCUCUUCGGUGGCGGUCAGCAACAACAACAGGCUAGCGUACAGCCGCUGUCCACACCAGCGUCCCUGCCCGCCCCUCCCCGGCCCAGCGGAUUGCUCCUACCAAAGGAAGUCGAUAAGAGCCUAGCAGCGUAUCUUUGGAAGGAGGAGCCCAGGAGCCAUGCCCCGCCCCCUCCUAUGACUAACGGCGGCAGUCCCCAGACCCCACCAACGUCCUCAAGGUCGCCCGGUCUGUCCCCUCGCAGUGACAGACUCUCGCUUCCUGGCGCAGCGUUCGGUGGUGUCCCGCCAUCACCUGUGAAUCCAUCGUCGAUGAGACACCUCUAUCUCCGGGGAAGUGGCAAUCCCUCAUCCCCCAGUGCGGACCAUGUGCUCACUCCACGUAGUGCCAUGACUCCCAGAGCGGCUACUGGUCGCGCCAGCACGAUCAGUGGUGGUGGCAGCACCAACCUCCUGCUCGACGACGGUACCCUUCCCCUACGGAACCCCGACGCUCUUGGUUCUAGCUUCGUGGCCUUGGCUGAGCACCACCACCGUCCCUCUACACUGCUCGGCAGUCCGAGCCUAGAAUACGGCUCUAUGACGUCCCCUAGGAGAUCCCCACCAUCCGAGCUCGUCUCAUCCUCGGUUGAUCACGAGCUGGACGUCGUCAUCACGCGCCCCGGCGUCAUAUACUCGUCUUGUGAACGACGCUCCUUGUCGGCUGAUCGUCGGCGGUCCUCGAGUGCGGCUUCGGCGAGGCUACGAGAACCAGCGCCCCGGAAUAUGGUGCCCAAGCUUGAUGACCCCAAUAUGUGGAUCCGGCCGUCCCUCGACGCCCUCUCGAUGAUGAGCGAAGCUGAACUUGCCCGUGUCGACAACUUGACUAUUGGCCACUACUCCUACGGCAAGAUAACGUGGCCUGGCCUCACUGAUGUUCGCUACUUGUCGGUAGACGACACUGUAAAGUUUACAUUAUCAGGCGUUGCUGUCUUUCUAGACGAUUCGGCUCGCCCCCCGAUUGGUAAGGGCCUCAAUAAGCCGGCUAUAGUAGAGUUGUACGUGAAGCCGAAGAAUGCCAAGAGAGCGCGGCAACAGCCUGAGAAGUACAUUAAUCGUAUGCGCCAAUUGACUGAGGAGCUUAACGCCGCUACAUUCCUGUCGUAUGAUUUGGAGACUUGGCGGUUUAAGGUUGACAAUUUCGGUAGAGGGCCGGAUGACGGCCCAGUCCGGUAAC